Molecule: messenger RNA, 2583 nt
Organism: Heterostelium album PN500
Lineage: Eukaryota; Evosea; Eumycetozoa; Acytosteliales; Acytosteliaceae
Gene: vps16
Exons: 7
Coding region: 1-2583 (860 amino acids)
Biological process (GO): endosomal transport; vacuole fusion, non-autophagic; intracellular protein transport
Cellular component (GO): HOPS complex; cytoplasm; lysosomal membrane
Molecular function (GO): actin binding
Source: RefSeq, a predicted model, not a curated record
AUGAAUAAUCCAACAAGUAGUUGGAUUGAUAUUGGAGAUUGGGUGGUCUCAAAGAGAGAGAUCUACAAUAUGUCUUGGGAUGUUGACUUUGAAAAGAAUAUAUUGGUUGCUGCUCCCAAUGGUGGUCCAAUCGCAGUAACCCGUGAUAGAACUAAAGCAAUUGAAAUCACUGCUCAAACUGCCAAACCAUAUCUAUUCAUUUAUUCUGCUUCUGGUAAACUUAUAUCUUCAACAAUACUAAAAGAAAGUGAAUGGAAAGCAAGUGUAGUUGGUAUGGAUUGGGUUAGUCAAGAACGUUUAGUUAUAGUUUUAUCGAAUGCAACUGUUAUAGUUUAUAAUAUAUUUUGUGAAGAGAUUAGCAAUAAUUCAUACUCUAGUAUUAGAGAUGAAGUAAGAGAGGUCAAGAUAUUCAAUAAUGGUGUUGUCUUCCUCACUUCAGUGUAUCCAACAACUGGUGGUCCACCAAAUGGUCCACAAGAUCCAAGAAUGAACAACGAUAGAAUGAAUAUGAGUACUGGUGGUGGUUGGCGAUUCUAUUAUAUUGAAUUAUUUAGACCUGUACCAGUACAAUUUGCAGAAAUACAUGAAUUGGACGGAAAUGUUAAACCGGCAUGGGAUAUUGUAGAGCCACAUAUGACAGCCACCAGCAUUUUGGAUGUAGAGUUGUUCGUUGCUACCAGAGGAUCAUUGUUUAGAUUGAAUUCUUCGGAUGCCAAGAAUCAAUUGUUGUCACAGAACUUCUUAAAGAUCGUUGUCAGUCCGUGUGGUAACAAGAUGGCAUGUCUAUGUCCAUCUGCAGCACAAGACUCUAUUGAUCUCUACAUCUAUCGUACCGAUUGCUCACAACACAUCAAAUACACCAACGUUUCCAAACGUAUUCCACACACUCUUAAAUGGUCUGGUUCCGACGGUGUAAUGAUGGGUUUCUAUAGUUCACUUAAAUAUUUUGAAUCCGGUUGUAAUACGAUUGUUACAGAAGAUAAAGAAUCAACUGUUCCAUUAUAUUUGGUUACUGAAAUCGAUGGACUUAGAAUCAUUUCUUCGAGAACAACAGACUUCUUUUGCAAGGUUCCAGAUGAAACAGUAGAUAUUUUCACAAUUGGUUCGGUUACACCUUCUUCUUUAUUAUAUACUGCAACCGAAGAUUUCCUUAAUCAUAGUCCAAAAGCAGAUGAAUAUAUUAGAGGUAUUAGAAAUGAAUUGGAUAUGGCAGUCAAUACCUGUAUUAUUGCAGCGGGUUACGAAUUCAGUCGAUCGGAACAGAAUAAGUUGUUAAAGGCAGCAUCGUUUGGUAAGUGUUUCUUGGAUAGCUACAAUCCGGAUCUCUUUGUUCACACCUGCAAGGCAUUGCGUGUGCUCAAUGCCGUUCGUCACUUUGAGGUCGGUAUUCCGUUGACUCUACAACAAUACAACUACAUGGGAGCAGAGGGACUGGUCCGUUGUCUCAUCGAGCGUCGUUCACAUCUCUUGGCCUGGCGAAUUUGCGACUACUUGAAGAUAAAGGCUGACUUUGUUUUGAAUCACUGGGCCUGUACAAAGGUGCGUACCAACGAAGACGAAGAAGUCCUCUCUCGAAUUAUCAUCAACAAGUUGCAGUCGGCACCGGGAAUUUCCUAUGCCAAUAUUGCUUCCGCUGCAUACAGUGUCGGUCGUCAUCAUAUCGCCACAAAGCUGCUAGAGUACGAACCAAAGGCUGCCGAACAAGUUCCACCAUUGUUAACUAUGAAACAGCGUGACAUGGCGUUGAACAAAGCAAUUGAGUCGGGUGAUACCAACUUGGUGCAUUUAGUGCUGCUCAACUUGGAGCGUAACGAGAGAAACACCUAUUUGGACACUGUUUUCUCAAAGAAGGUUGCACUCGACCUGCUUCUAUCUUUCUCGAAACAAAAGGGAAAUCUCGGACUCUUGAAAGAGGUCUAUACCAUCAAACAACAAUCAACCGAACUUGCAUUGACAUUUAUGUAUGAAGCAUUCCGUUCCGGCGACUUGGACCAACGUGUCAAGUCGUUCGGUAUGGCAGUGAAUGCAUUCAACUCAUCAAAGGACAAAGAUAUUCAUCUCUAUGCAAAACUCACUGAGGACCAAAUCAAAUUGGAACUUCUUCAGAAGGAGUUGGAAACAUCGAUGCCCGAUGCUUCUUUCCUCGGUCUGUCACUUGCCGACACUAUGUACCAGUUGGUGUUACUCGGUGAGCAGAAGCGUGUCAGUAAGAUCAAAUCCGAGUUCAAAGUGACCGACAAGCGUUUCUGGUGGACCAAGAUCAAAGCUCUCUCCAUCUCUGGUCAAUGGGAGGAACUUAAUAACUUCUCGAAAGAGAAGAAGUCGCCCAUUGGAUAUGAACCAUUUGUAGAGGUCUGUCUCGAUCAAAACCAACAAGUCGAAGCACUCAAAUAUAUUCCAAAGAUUCAAGACACUGUCAACCGUUGCCAAUCUUACAUUCAAGUUGGAUAUUUCCGUGAAGCUGCAGAGACUGCUUUCAAAGAUAAGAAUUUAGAUCUUUUAAAUUUCGUAGCUAAAAAAUGUACAAAUAACGAAGUAGUAUUAAAUUUAAUUGAUCAAAUGAGAGCUCAAUUGUCAAAAUAA